Sphenostylis stenocarpa is the source of this 402-nucleotide messenger RNA. Lineage: Eukaryota; Viridiplantae; Streptophyta; Magnoliopsida; Fabales; Fabaceae. The record is from the annotation of a GenBank genome assembly.
AUGACUUCCGAAACCAUGGACACUCAUGAAGCUGAACCAAAGUCGGAAGUAGAGAAGUUGGAGUCUGAUUUGAAGCAAAUGGCGCAGAAGAUUCUCGAAUACCGAACAACGCUUCCGGAUCAGCUCAGCUCCGCACUCCGUUCGAUUCUCGAUGCCCACAGACCCUAUCUCCCAUCGGGUGCAUCAGAACAAAACAUGUCUAGAGAAGAAACUUCAUCUGCUUCAGAAGACCCUGAGACUGCCAAGAAACUAAAAUUGCUUAAUGAAAAGAUCUCAAGCAAUUGCUCUGUUAUGCCAAUUGUUUUGAAAAGGAUGAAAGAUUGCAUUGCCAGAAUUGAGAAGUUUGAUUCAUGCAAUGAUGCUAUGAUUCAUCCGGCCUUCAAAAGGAAGAAAACUGGAUAG